Molecule: messenger RNA, 1821 nt
Organism: Dermatophagoides farinae (American house dust mite)
Lineage: Eukaryota; Metazoa; Arthropoda; Arachnida; Sarcoptiformes; Pyroglyphidae
Source: RefSeq, a predicted model, not a curated record
UAAAAAAUGCAUUCGUUAUAUCCAUUGAUUAAUUCCAUGUUUGUCUUAUUGUUGUUGAUGACAAUUGUCUUAUUGAUGGUAAUUGUCGAUGCACAUCAUGAAGUAAUUCAUCCAAAAGGAAAUUCCAUUAUCUAUGAUGAAAGAGCGAUACCAUUUGUGGAUAAUUUUGAUUUCAAACGUAUUCCACAAUCAUUAUCAUCAUCAUCAUCAUCAUCAUCGAUGAGGGAUAAUCAAAAUCCGACCAUUGUUAUGUCGGAAUCCGGAUCACAUUCUUCAUCAUCAUAUCCAAAAUCAAUUAAUGAUAAAAUUAAAUCCGUUCUUGUCACUAGUGCUACAUCGGAAACAGCUGAUCGUGAACGUUUCUAUCAACAAGUGAUACCAAAAUUAACAUCAAUGAUAUUCAGUACAAGACCAUCGAUAUUGAAUAAUAAUGAAGAAACUGUUGUACAAUAUCGUAGUCCAACGGUUACAAAAAUGUUACCAUCGAAUUAUCCACCACCAACUGUUCCAACUAUAAGACUGAAUUCACUCAAUCCAUCGCAUCGAUCAAUGCCAUCAACGUCGACAAUGACCAAACGAAUGAUUGAUCCAAAAACAAUGCAAAUAAUAACCAAUUUACCACCACAACAACAACAGCCAUGGCGACCAAUGCAAAGUAAACAGAAACGUGUUCAUAAAAAAUUACCAAUAAUAACAGCAACAACACCUAUACCAUUAUCAUUAUCAUCAUCGCCAUCACCACCACGUGAAACAUAUAUGACAUUAUCGUUUGAAGAAUCAUCAUCCAAAGAUGAACCAAAAACUUAUUCAUCAAAUGAAUCACGUUAUUAUCUUCAACAACAACAUCGACAACAACACUAUGGUCGUAAAGCAAAAGAACCUUUAUCAUCAUCAAUGAUGAAUAAUCCUAAACGAAAUACACAACAACGUCAACAAGGUCGUCGUUCAAUAAUGACAUCAUCAAUGCCUAAUAGUAAAGUUAUGACCUAUUAUCAACAAUCAUUUCGUUCUACGGAUCCAAUGAAUUCAUCAUCAGGUUCAAUAUUGAAAGAAUCAAAUGAACAACAACCGCAUCGAUCAUCAUUUAAAUCAUCAAGACAUCAAUCAUCAUCGCCACCACAAUCAUCAAUGGCAUUAACAUUUCAUGAUCCAAAUGGAGCAAUAAUACGAUCAUCACAAGCAUCAUCAUCAUCAUCAUCGAUGAAAUUAAAUCAACCAACAACAAUAGAUGAUCAACAAUUUGAUUGGAAAAAAUCUAUCUCAAAAUAUGCAAAAGAAUUUGGUUUUGAAACACCAUUUUGGAAUCAAAUGGAUACAUCUAAUGGUGCGAAUGAUGAUGAAUAUGACAGUGGUAGUAGUAGUAGUAAUAAUAAUAAUAAUAUGGAUAAUGAUAAUCAUAGUGAUAAUGAUAUUUAUUCACGACAACCAAGUAUUAGUACAAUUUCAUUUGCCAAUGAUGUUGAUAGCUAUUAUGGCAGUAGAUCACCAUUAAGAUCUGGUCAUUUUAUUCAAAAUGAUGAAUCAUCAAAUGAUAAUGAUAAUAAUAAUAAUAACAACAGAAUGAUGACAUUAUCGAAUUAUCCAAUUCCAGCGGAUUUGUUUUCAGGUAAAACUAAUGCACAUCAGAAUCAUGGUGAAUCAUCAUUAUCAUCAUCAUCACAGACAUUCAAAGAUGAAAUUGAUCAAUUAUUAAAUCAAUUCUAUGGUCAACAUUCACAUCGAUCAUCAUCAUAAUCAUCGAUUUGAAUGUUUUAGUUUGUUUGCUCAUCCAUUUAUGAGGCCAAUAUUCAUUAUCAUAUUGAACAUGUGUGUGUUUUCAAA